Tuber aestivum (summer truffle) is the source of this 2166-nucleotide messenger RNA. NCBI's taxonomy places the organism in Eukaryota, Fungi, Ascomycota, Pezizomycetes, Pezizales, Tuberaceae. The record is from the annotation of a GenBank genome assembly.
AUGGCUCCUCCACCAAUCCAGAGCCGGCAUCGCAAGCCUAUUACCUACGGCCGCAUCUCUCGUUCGAAUUCUGCCAAUUUCAAGGUUUUUCAAGACACAGUUGAGGGAAGCAAUCCCAAUGAAGAGCCUAGAGCUACCGGUAUGCUGUCUUCUAGCGGAUGGAGAAAUACAUUCUGGUUAAUCAUACAGUGGAAAUAGUUCCUAGGCGUAUCAGAGCUGCGGGAUUGUCGCUUCCGCACUUACCACCAAUGGCCGAGAAAUCUCUUCUGCCUUCUCAGUUUGAUAGUACCCGUCACAUGAGUGAUGAUUAUAGAGAGGAUCCAUUUGCUGAUCCUCCUACCCCGACUUCCCAGCUGUCUACUGGGUCAGCCAAUACCAAGGAGGCCAAACAAUCAGUUUGGCCAUCACUACCUGGGAAGGUAGUGCUAGCAGAAAAGUCUGUCAACUAUCCAGUUCUAAGGAACACUUCCGUUGCUGUCACAGGUGAUUUUACAAGUCCAAGUAAUACAGGUAGUGCCGGUACGUAUCCGAGGCAGAUUUCUGGAUUGCUACCUUCAUUAUAUAUUGGGAAUGAAGCUCAAGAUUGGGUGCUAAUGUCGGAGAAUUCAUCUUACAGGUGCACCACCCCCGCGUCCUCAUAAGAUCCGUCACUAUGAACCUGGCUUGGAGGGCCAAGACUUCCCAUAUCCUCUAUCUCCUUCUAAAGCCAGAAGCCCUAUUUCUGAGGAUUAUUUCCGACGAUUUUCUACUAGAGCCGCAGGCAAAGGGGUCGGCAAGCCACCCAACACACCUCCCGCACGAUCAGGAAUCGGUCAACACGGGAUGACCGUUGGAAAUCCCAGAGCCGGGACCCGGGUGCGUGAGGAGGCAGGAUAUGUAACGAAAAAGACCGCUAAGAUGGGCUCGUCUUCCCCCAGUACAGGACAUAAUUCUCACGACGAGGGAGUGACUCCUAAACCUCUGAAAAAGACUUUUAGAGGUGGGGUCCGGAAAACUCUCUCCCCUCGAUAUCCUGUCGAGAGGGUGAAAAAGAGAAGAAAGGGAUAUGAGCCAGCGCCUACAACUGCUGGCUAUGAGUCUGGGUGCGAGAGCGAUGGAGAUUCGUCGGUGAAAGACCCAUUUGCCUCCGGCCGAGACGGUGGCUUUGAGCAUGGAAUUUUCGCUGGAGAGAGCUCAGACUACAUCGCAGAAAUACCAAAGAAGCAUCGAAGUGCUCAAGAGCCGUACGGUUGGGAAACUAGAGCACAACAUACACAAAGCUUGUUAGCCCGAGCGAGAGGGGUGGAUUUUACUAUGAAAAACACCGGCACUGAAAACAAGUCUCGGAAGUUUAGAUACGGCGCAGGAUCGGGAGAUAGAGACUUGGGGGUGGAUUCGGAUGAACGAGGAUCGCCAAUUGCUGGCGCUGCUGAUAGCCUCAUGGCUUACACAUCUGACAGUAAUGAGAGCGUUUCCCAGGGCUCCGUCGGGCAGUCAACGUCAAAAAGACAAUUUAGGGGUCAACUCAGAACGCACAGCAAGACUAACCCAAAGAAACCACCCGGAAAACCCUUCCCGCCCGGGAAUAAGAGAAAUUCCAAGUCCCAGCUCCUCGAGCCAGUAGGGGGUGCUGAUAUGGACUCAACUGUGGGGUCGGGUACUGAAGGAUCCGCCGCGGAUGUGGUACAGAACAAGCCCGAGAGCAUUUCCACCGUUCACACCGCAUGCGACAUAAGACACCGCGGCGUCGGGGGCGAUAAAUUGGUACACAGCGGGGGGCUAGAUGAGGACGGCCUGGGUUCAUGGGACGGUCGGGAUAGUUGCAAAUCCUCUCCUGACUUAUUGCCAGUGAGAGCAAAUUCGCGGGAUGCAACCUAUCCAGAUGCCCUGAAAACGGGGGGGGAAACCGAAGACUUUAGGCAAGAUAAUAGUAUUCCAGAUGCAGGUGCAGACAAGGGCACUAGGAGCAGUGCUUCAUUGGGUACCCGGCGCAUGCAUGGGAGCGGGCAGGGCGAAAAGGGCAAGGCCAAACCACAGAGGGAGAAAUCACUAAAAAGUAUACCCCACAACGCAAAGCGGAAGAAGAAUGUGGGGAAGGCAAAAACUGUCAAACUGGAGCCGAAGAUUGCUUGUGAAGAUGACGACAUCGACGAGCUUCAGAUGGACCUCCCUGGCAUGAGGAUUUGA